Penicillium odoratum is the source of this 3018-nucleotide messenger RNA. Its product is annotated as aromatic acid exporter family protein. The record is from RefSeq and is a predicted model, not a curated record. Bases 1 to 3018 code for a protein of 1005 amino acids. Lineage: Eukaryota; Fungi; Ascomycota; Eurotiomycetes; Eurotiales; Aspergillaceae. The transcript has 6 exons.
AUGUACUGGUGGCCGAAGCUAGGGCUGGACUCCAGAACUGUACUCAUGAUGAUGAAAGGAGCGCUGGCGCCGACUAUCACUAUUGCCAUAUACCAAAGUACUGCCAUUUCAGAAAUCACAACAACCAUUGGCUACCUAUCCGCCUUAAUAUCAGUCCUAUCCCAGGCCUUGAUGCCGCGGGCAAAAUUUAUGAAGAUUAUAUUUUAUGACAUCCUAUCUGCCUGCGUAUCCGCAUCACUCUGCUGUCUUGCUGUCUUCUGUGCAGUCAGAGCAAGAGAGCACAAUACCCCUGCGGAUGCCAGCGAAAGUGUGCGCACUGGCUAUAACAGCGAUGCGUGCGCCGUGGCUGCGAUUUGGUUGAUCUUCAUGAUCUGGGGUGCGAACUCACUUCGUGCACUAAAACCAAUGGAGCUACAGGAUCCAAUGGUUGCGUUUUCCAUUUUUGCUUCAGUCACCAUUACACGUGCAGGCAUGUUCACAUCCUUGUCUGAAGGUCUAGAUUUCAUUGCGCGGCUUCUAAAGGGGUUCAUGAUUGGGUUUUCCAUCGCAACCGGUGUCUCACUACUGAUCUUCCCCAUUACCAGCAGAGGAAAUGUAUUUCACGACAUGAAAGACUACAUCGCAUCAGUUGAUGAAGUUCUCCAGACUCAAAUCUCGUUCGGGGAAGACAGCUCCAUAAAUGGCCUUUUCAGUCGACAGGGUCUGCUUCGUCGGGCACGGACCGCGAUGAGCACCCGGGAUAUGCAGAGCGAGGGCGAUGAUCUGCAGGUGAAGCAAAAGGCACUCCAGGCUUCUAUGACUAAACUCAAUGGCCUACACAGCAAGCUGCAUGCCGAUCUCUUCUACUCCAAAGAUGAGAUCGCAUGGGGUAAACUAUCCGCAGAUGAUCUUAGCAGCAUCGCCUCUCUCUUCCGGAGCCUUCUUCUUCCACUCGCUGGAAUGUCGAUGUUGCCAGAAAUCCUAGAGACAAUAAUUAAGAAUGAAGCUGACGACGCACGGGAAGAUGAUAAUUCAGAAGGGGGAGAAAAACACUCUGAAAUCCAAAAAGUGAUGCACACCCAUCACGCGCGGCUUGUGGAUGCCUCUUACCUGGUGAAACAGGGACUAAACCAUUUUCUGCUAGUCCUGGAGCUUAUCAAACCUAAGCAUUUGUCCAAGACAAAAAUGACGCACCUUGAUGGAUCCAAUGCCAGGGACGAGGAAGCAAGGGGUGAAACUCUAAGUGCCCUUGAGCCGGACUUCACCUCCCGUUUCGAACAAUCGCUGCAGAAUUAUUACACCCGUCGGAAAGAACUGCCAGAGGCGCUGGCGUCUCUUGAGGCAUUUUCGGAGAAACUCGAUUCUGCCACGUCGGCACCCCCUGGGAUACUCGGCGCAGAUCCGGAUGUGCGACAGGAAUUCUUCAUGAUCCUGUACAUGGGACAUCUACAAGAUGAUCUGCUUAAAGCGACGCUGCAGUUAGUCAGAUUUGCAGAUAGCAAGGUUGCUGAUGGGACUAUGAAACGCGACAGACUGAUUUUCCCCAAGCAGAAAUCUAUUCGUCAGUGGUUAUCGCUCAGUGCGGAACCGAAGGAGAAGCCAUCGGAUAGUCUGCAGUCGUCUGUUGAUCCCUCAAAUGUCCACCGCCCUGCAUUUACUGGAUUUCCUGACCCCGAGCAUCUUCCGCCGGACAACAUUUGGGAGAAAGGAAGUACGGUCCUGCGCAAAAUUUCUCACAUCAUCAAAUCGGAAAAAAGCGCCUUUGGCUUCCGUGUGGCUGCUGCUUCAUUCAGUGUGGCCAUUCUUGCAUUCCUGCAUCAAACGCAAGAUUGGUUUGUUCGCCAAAGAUGUAUCUGGGCUAUGAUUGUCAUUGUCAUCGGUAUGAACCCGACAAGUGGACAGACUAUGUUUGGAUUCUUUGCACGGAUCGUAGCGACGGCGAUAUCACUUGUCCUCAGUCUCAUAGUCUGGUAUAUCGUUGACGGGAAGACUGCUGGAGUGAUCGUAUUCCUAUAUCUUGCCAAUAUCUUCGAGUACUACUUCUAUAUAAAAUUCCCACAGUACUUCGGAGCCUCAGUUAUCGCGAUUGUCACAUUGAACGUCAUCGUCGGGUACGAGCUACAGGUUCGAAAAUUGGGCAUCACCGAAGCUGAAUCGAAUGGUCAACCCUACUACCCAAUCUACAUAUUCGGCCCAUACAAACUGGCCGCAGUUGCAGCAGGCUGCGCGAUCUCCUUCUUCUGGGUAAUCUUCCCAUACCCAAUAACAGCAAAGUCCCAACUCCGCAAACUCCUCGGCAAAAGUCUCUUCGUGCUUGCCAAGUUCUACGGCGCCAUGCACACAACAAUAGAGCUCUGGCUAGGGAACGAACUCGGCGACAUAAACGACAAGAACUCACCGGCCCAUCAACUCCUUCACUCUAGACACAAGAUCUUUAAAGAACAAAUGAUGCUCUUGACCAGUCUUCGCAUGCACAGCCACUUUAGUACCUACGAACCUCCAAUCGGGGGCAAGUUCCCAAAACAGAUCUACGAUAAUAUCAUAUCGGAGAUCCAACGAAUGCUCACAAGCAUGUCAUUGAUGGCACACACAACUCAGAGUCUAGAAGCCCUGGGCAUAGAGCCAGAAUCCCCAGAUAGCGAUGAUGGCGAUAAAUGGAAAGCUCGACUGGCGGAGAUUGCUCUACAAUCUGCGGAUUUCAACUCCCACCGUAUCACCUCCCUGUUGUGCCAUUUGUCAGCUGCCAUUGCGAAUGCCCAGCCUUUACCCCCAUACCUCUCCAUGCCGGAAUCGUUUCCCCUUGCGCGACAGAUGCAUCAGAUUGAUGAUGAGUUGCUGAGUAUUCGGCAUGUGCGGGACCCGGCGUUUUCGGCUUUUGUAUCGCUGGAAGUGCUGAGGACCGUUAUCAGUUUCAACUUGCAGGAUCUAAUUGAGAACGUGAGAAAACUUGUUGGUGAGCUGAGCUUUGAUUUUCACGUCAGGCAGACACAGCAAUAUGCCGAAUCUUCCCAACUCUUAAAUCCGAGAGAGGAUGAGUGA